Molecule: messenger RNA, 1030 nt
Organism: Paramecium pentaurelia
Lineage: Eukaryota; Ciliophora; Oligohymenophorea; Peniculida; Parameciidae
Source: the annotation of a GenBank genome assembly
AUGAAUAAACUUAAUAAACCUGAAUCUAGAGUUUAACGCAACAUUCGUAUAGUUAUGUCCAAUAUAAAGGAAGAACAAUAAUAAAAAGGUAUCCUUAUAAUUUGAAUUUUAUUAAGUUGUUAAAUAUUUCAGUCAUCUUAAACAAGAGUCUGAGUUAGCAAAACCUAGAUAUGCUCAUUCAUAAUUUCCAUAGUAGAAAUUUUAUUAAAGUGUUGCAGAACCUAGUCUAAUUGAUUUUUAACUUGAAAAUCUGAAUUUAAAAGUUAGUAAAGUGGGAACUUUAGUUGAACCUAUGAUUCCAAUAGAAGAAAUUCCAUAGAAACCUAUAAUAAAAAAAUUUAAAGUGUUAAAGCAUCCAGUGUUUUUAACUGAAAACACAAUUAACAAGAUAGAACCAUAAGAAAAACCUAGUGAAUUACCUAUAUCAAUAAAACGAAGCACUAAAUAAUAAAUGAUGAAUAAUGAAAUUCUUCAUCGUCUAGGAUUGUUAAGUGUAUAAGCUAAGAGGGAACUUCAAAUUGAAAAAUUAAGUAAUAGAGCUCUUAAAGUAUCUAAAAGUAAAGAAACAUCAUCAAUAAUUCAUAAAUAACUUGAAGCAAUUACUCUAUAAAUGAAAGAAAAUGAUAAGCAAGAACAAAUUUUAUUAACUCAAAGAUGUACUACCUCAGCAUCUGGUGCAUCAAGAAAAGCAUAUGAUUAUUAAGAUGAAUAUUUGGUUGAUUGUCUUACUGAAAGACUUAAUUUGAUAUAUAGUGUAUAAACUUUUAAAAAUAGACCUUAAACAAGAAUAACUAAGAGAAAAAUUCACAAUUUUUUUAAAACAGUGACUAUGGCUCAUUUGGAUAAUUUAGACGAAAUUAAGAAGGAUGAUCAAAGUAUUCAGAUAUAAAUUAAAUCUAUUAAAGAGAAGUUGCAAUUAUGUAAGAGACGUCUAUUGGAUUACAACGAUGAAAUAGAAAUAGCUCUAACAGAAGAAAUGAAAGGGCAAGUCAUUGAAUAUAAAAAUAUUAUUAAAAAUAAUAAAAAAUGA